Candidula unifasciata is the source of this 353-nucleotide messenger RNA. The record is from the annotation of a GenBank genome assembly. NCBI's taxonomy places the organism in Eukaryota, Metazoa, Mollusca, Gastropoda, Stylommatophora, Geomitridae.
AAACAUUUGAUCUUGAUACGGAUGUUGGCAGUAGCACAAACGAGGAAACAAAAACAAAGUUUACAGAGGACAACACAUCAAGGAAAGCAACAGAGACAAAGGUCCACAAGGCUGAACUUGACAAUCCCCAAGGAGACAAAGUGGAGAGAGCCAGUGAGGUCAUGACCCAGCCGGGAAUUUUAGCAGGGGUCAUUGGAGGAUCGGUGGUUCUGCUGCUGUGUGUGGUGUUGCUGGUGAUGUUUGUGGUGUAUCGCAUGCGCAAGAAGGACGAGGGCAGCUACCCCUUGGAUGAGCCUCGGAAAACACCAAACUACAACUACGUGAGGGCACCAGAGAAGGAGUUUUAUGCUUAG